Talaromyces marneffei is the source of this 3039-nucleotide messenger RNA. RefSeq lists its product as uncharacterized. Gene Ontology annotation, biological process: maintenance of cell polarity; ER to Golgi ceramide transport; piecemeal microautophagy of the nucleus. The record is from RefSeq and is a predicted model, not a curated record. Gene Ontology annotation, cellular component: intracellular membrane-bounded organelle; cytosol; plasma membrane. The transcript has 2 exons. NCBI's taxonomy places the organism in Eukaryota, Fungi, Ascomycota, Eurotiomycetes, Eurotiales, Trichocomaceae. The coding region runs from base 1 to 3039 and encodes 1012 amino acids. Gene Ontology annotation, molecular function: sterol binding.
AUGGCGGGAAUGGAAGAGCUGGAGAUUCACAGCAAGUCCUACCUCGUGCGAUGGGUCAAUGUCAAAGGUGACCACACAAUCUCCUGGAGUAUCCAACCACACAAGAGAUCCAUCAACUUCGGCAUCUUCAAACAUCUCGGCCAGUCAACUCCCUCCAACUCAUCCGCUACGACGACAACGAUAAACCCCGAUUCCCAAAGCGUCUUAGAUUUAUCGUCCGACAGUCCGCCCGCCUCCGCCGUGAUCGAAAAGCUCCGUGGCGCCGGGUUGAAGCCAACACAAUGGGUAGGAAAAUGCGAAGCCGACAAGAUCUCCCAGGGAACGUAUGACGUGCCCUUGAAUGAAGGCGGGAAUUAUGCGUUGGUCUUCGAUAAUACUUUUUCCAAAACAACCGGGAAAAUGGCGACGUUUGUCCUCAUGACAUAUCCUACUGCCACGCCACCGCAGUCCGCCCAUCAAGUUCAUCCGCCGCACGCGUUGGGAACCGUAAACAAUAUGGGAGCACCCGGGAAUCGCGUCUCGCCCAGAUUACGACCUACAAACAGUUCAAAUACAUCGAUUGAUAACCCGCGUCCAAUCACGAAAGGAGGUCGUUCCAUGUCUGGCGGCAAAUCAAUCAAACAACGUCCAUAUAGCAACAGCGUGUCAUCCGUCAAUGGCGCGUCGGGUUUGGUGCAUACAGGAAUAUUGCAAAAGCGACGCCGAAAGCGACACCAGGGCUGGGCCCGUCGGUUUUUCUCGCUUGAUUAUACGUCGUCCACACUGUCGUAUUACCACGACCGCAACUCCUCGGCGCUCCGCGGCGCGAUCCCGCUCAGCUUGGCCGCCGUGGCAGCCAACGCUGACCGACGAGAAAUCUCCAUUGACUCUGGAGCUGAGAUCUGGCAUCUACGCGCUAUCAAUCAGUCGGAUUUCGCUGCCUGGCGAGCUGCGUUGGAAAGAGCGUCGAAACAAAGCAAAGAGGACAAAGCAACAAGACCCGCAACGCCAACGUUACAGGUACCCGGGAUUUCAACUUCGCGCACUCUACCAAAUCCCGCCGAGGAUCAGGAAUGGGAACAAAUAGAACGUCUGGUUAGCAAAGUUUCAGGUUCCAGGGAUGCGGUGCGUCGGUUGGCAAAGGAUACCGACCCCAAAUAUUUCAGUUCUUCUGCAUCUUCUGGGCCUAUAGUAGCAUCAGAACGACGAGAAUCGCAUAACCCACAGUUUCAAGGUAGCCCGGCCGAUGGAUCCCCUGUGAAUGGAGAAGAUUAUUUUGGUGAUAUUCAACAGAAACGGCCUUUCUGGAGGCGCAAAACUAGCGGCAAUACUCCUGGAAGUGGUUCUAAGCGACAGCUGAAUGGUACAACACACUUGGCUAUGCCUAGCCCGUCGAGUGACGCAUUCCCGAUCACCGUUACAGAGGAUCGCAAACCCAGGAGCGUUAUCAGCCAUCAUACAGACGGAGAUGAAGAUAUUCAUGAAAAUCUUAUGGCUAUUCUUCGCGAUCUCGACAAGACUGUUAUAGAAUUCACCAAUCUGAUUGCAGAGAGCAAAGAAAGACGAAACCCCAAGAUUCUGGCAACCAGUUCACGUGUUAGCAUAGACUCUGAAGGAUCACAAGAAUUCUUCGAUGCCGAAGCCGGCCCGACAUCCCCUCUCCUCACGAUUCAACAUGAUAGCGACAUCGAGGCGGAGAACGAAGAUGAAGCAGAGGAUGUUGAUGAUGAUGCGCUUUCAUCUUGUAGUGAAGGCGACACUCGGAGCGCUUAUAUGCGGAAGGGAAUUCGCAAGGAAAGCUCUGCAAUAUUGUUCCCGGCCAAACCAAAAUCAUUGGCUCCUCUACCUAUAGACAGCGUACAAAGACGGAAGAUCAUUCCCGCUCCAACAGUACCACCACCAAGUCUUAUAGGAUUUUUGCGCAAGAACGUUGGAAAAGACUUGUCAGCAGUCUCCAUGCCCGUGACUGCCAAUGAGCCUUUAUCCUUGUUACAGAGAGCAGCAGAAUGCAUGGAGUAUUCACCCUUGCUUGACAAAGCGGCCAGUGCCAUCGACGGCCUCGAACGACUUGUCUAUGUAACAGCCUUUGCGCUCUCCAGCCUGUCCACAAACCGCGUCAAAGACCGCGCCGUCCGCAAACCUUUCAACCCUCUGCUUGGUGAAACAUUCGAACUCGUCCGCGAAGACCGUGGAUUCCGCAUGAUCGUGGAGAAGGUCUCUCAUAGGCCAGUCCAACUAGCCUAUCAAGCCGACAGCCGUGACUGGAGUUUGACGCAAUCACCAAAACCCACGCAGAAAUUCUGGGGCAAAUCUGCUGAAAUCAACACAGACGGUAAAACGCGACUAAGCCUUCAUUCUAGCGGUGACCACUUCAGCUGGGGUAACGCCACCUCCUUCCUUCGCAAUAUCAUCGCAGGCGAGAAAUACGUCGAACCAGUGGGUGAAAUGGUAGUCGUAAACGAAACAACGGGCCAAAAGACAAUCAGCACUUUCAAAGCUGGAGGCAUGUUCUCAGGACGAAGCGAAGAAGUCGCCGUCAAAGCCUUUGAUGUCCACGGCAACGAACUCCCGUUAGGGUUAGCGGGCACAUGGACUAAUUCCCUGCAACUGACUGAACACGGUUCAACCACAAACAAGACAAUCUGGUCCGUAGGCCCGCUAGUCGACCAAGCCUCUAAACGUUAUGGAUUCCCCAUCUUCACAGCCACACUCAACGAAACCACCCCCAUUGAACAGGGUAAACUUCCACCCACAGAUUCAAGGCUGAGGCCCGACCAGCGUGCUUUAGAGAACAACGAUGUCGACACUGCGGAAGACCUCAAAGCCAAACUGGAAGAGAAACAACGCGAACGAAGGAAGGAGUUAGAAGAUAUCGGCGCCGUAUAUAAACCGAGAUGGUUCUCGAGGGUUGAUACUUCCGACGUUUCAUCAACGGCUGAAGGCUCCGCUGGCAGUGGCAGUGAGGAAGUGACUUGGAAACUCAAGACAGGCAAAGAUGGGUAUUGGGAGGAGAGGGCGAGGGGGGAAUGGAGUGGGGUUGUGCCUAUAUUUAAGUUGUAG